Messenger RNA from Vitrella brassicaformis, 2952 nucleotides. The record is from the annotation of a GenBank genome assembly. Lineage: Eukaryota; Vitrellaceae.
CUUCAGCCCCUCUGCAGAACGCAGCGAAAUUCGCUGGAACGAGAGAUGGAUCUCAGUUUGACCUGCCUGUGAUCGUCAUGCUCCCAUCAGUCUUCCUUCCCCCCCUCCCUGGCAGCGUCCCUGCAUCACAGGGGGAAGAUGAAGAAGGUCAGGAGGAGCAUCCGCGGCGUGCGUCCGAUGAGGGCCCCGUCCUCCCUCUUCCCUCGUCCAGCCACACCAACAACCACACCCAGAUGACCGUCGACACGGUACACACCACGGGCGGGCAGUAUCGGCGGUCGUCGGCGCCUGCGCUCUUCUAUGAGCGGCAGAAGUGGGACGCCGACUCGCCCAAGUCGUUGAUGGAGCUGACUAAGGAGGAGCAGGAGCAGCUGUUGAAGUAUGGUUACCCCACGGACAAGUACGAGCCGGACAACGAGCAGGACCGGCUGGCCUGCACCAUGACGUAUGGCAUACUCGACUCACCACCAGAGGUACUGUACACAAGAGCGAGCGAUACACUACCCUGUCUGUUUGUUUGGAUGGAUGGAUGGAUGGAUGGAUGGAUGGACGGCAUCACGGCUGGCAGGAAUGUUUUGUGAAGAUAUGUGAGAUCGCGUGCAAAUUGCUCAAGGUCCCCAACGCGAGCAUCAACAUCAUCAUGAAGGACACACAGGUCUUCUUCACAGGUAGGUAGGGAGGCAGGCGGGAAGCAGGGGCCGGGGAAGGGGAGGAAGCGGUCUCUACUUCUCUGCAAACCAAUACACUAACUACUGCAUGUGUUUAUUUGAUCGAUGGAAUGGUUGCCAUGCCUGAGCUCAGGAAACAUCCCAGGAGGCGAGGAAAGAAUCAUUCCAAGAGGCGAGUAAGGCCCUUCUCACUUGACCCAUCUCUGUGCGAGAUUGUUCCAUCGACCCAUCUGUCCACUUUUGCAGAUCUGUCUGGUGCGUCCCAAAUUGCCGCCAUGGCCACUUACACAUGCGUGUGUCGGUGUCUCUGCCUGAUUUUCAUCCAUUGGUUGCCAAUGGCUGGUCAGCACUCACACCAUCAACUAUCGCGAGCCGCUGCUGCUGUACGACUUGCCGUCCGACGAGCGCUUCAAGCACAGGGCAUAUGUCUCGGGCGACCACCAGCCACACAUGAAGGUCUAUCUGGGGGCACCCAUCACCACCUCGGAGCACCACAACAUCGGUUAGGGCGUGGACAGACAGACAGAGAGAGAGACAGACAGACCCCCGCGCUCCGCCCACUCAGGUGCGUUUUGUGCGUACGACAUCAAGCCAAGGCCUGACCUGGAGCAGAAUGAAGACAUCAAGGCAACCGCGGGGACACCUAGACAGGCCCGUGGAUCCGUGGAUCUGUCAAUGGCUGCAUUCUCUCUCUCUCCCGCAGACGCUGAUGGAGUAUUUCGCCAUAAUGGUGCGCGACCAGCUGGAGCUGCGGCGGCUGGCGCACGCACACCUGGCCGCCCUGCAGCAGAAGGGCGAACUGUUAGAGAAGCACCAGAUGGUGGUCGAGGUGCUCGAACAGGGCGUGGAGAGCGUGCUGUCUCCUUCCGCCCUGCUCAUCCAGCGACUGAAGAAUGAAGCCACCAGACAGUAAAUACACGCGGCCCGGGGCACCGCACGUUUGUAUACUAAGUCAAGUGACUUGGUCACAGGUAUUCCUUUCUGGCCUUGGAUGCGGUACGCUUUGUCUUGGCGGUAGUGUCGUUCGCUUUGCUGCUGGACUCGGCCAUCGACGAGGGCGGCCGGUGGGACUAUACCCUCGCCGCCACACUCUACGGCAUCAUCUUUGUGAGCACACAAACAACACAAGGCCGACCCGCCGGCCAUUCGUUUGUUCAUCGGUGGGUCUGUCCUGUCUGGGUCUUGACGAAUGUCAGGUGGGCGUGUCAUUUGGUGUGUGCAAGAGUGUGCUGGCUCGUCUGCGGUUGCUGAAGGAGAUCAAGCGACAGCGGACACACGGGAGCAGGUCUUUUUUCUGGCGGACGCUGCGGCUGGGGUCCCGGCUGGCUUUGGGGUCCCAGAGCUGGGGGCACGACGAGGAACAGCCUCAGGUUCCUGAGGCUGAAGCGAGGAAGGUCGACACAAAGGACAUCGACACUCUAGAGGUAGGUGAGGUCCGCUGUGUGGACGGAUGGAUGGAAGCAUGCAUGUCUCUGCACACGAAUGCAGGAGAAGCUGGAGACAUGUGAGAGGCAGCUGCUGGAGGCCAAGGCCAUGGUGUGGACGGCGCUCCUCGAGGACAUGCCAUCGGUGUUUGUGCUCUUCUGGAUCAUCGACUGGUUUAUCAUCAGCAAAAAGGUCCGCGCCUGCACUGCAGGCAGACGAUAAACAGAGUCUGGUCAGAUCCAAUACUCCCUCUCUCUGUGUCUGUGCGUGUCGUUUGUUGGGCUGACGAACUGACUGGCAGGACAGCGAGGAGGUGUUCUCCCGUGGCCUGAUGCUGCACCUGGGUGCGGCGCCGCUGCUCCUCGCUCUCCUCUGCAGCGCCCUGGCCUUCGGCUUCAAGAUGUUGCUCGCAUUGCGGUACUUCGAGCUCAAAAACGAAAAGGAAGAGGUGCGUGGAAGACCAGCUGCCCAGCCGGAACGACACAGCACCACACAGAGACAUCCAUCCAUCCAUCCGUCCAUGCAUCCGUCCAUCAUGUGUGUGCUGUAUGUAUCUAUGGGUGGCGAAUGCAAUGCAGCUGCGUCACGAGCUGUUCAGCGACUACGACCCGUCCAAGCUGCAGCUGUCCGAGAUACGCAUGCGCAAGGAGGGGGAGGCCAAGAAGACGGCCUGACUGACUGACCACCGGCUGGCUGGCUGCAUGACAUGGCUCGCCUGCCUACACACGCGACAGACAAGACCUACACACCGGGGGAGGGACGGGGCACGCAAUCAUAGAUUGGUAGACAGGUGGCCGGCUAGGUCUUACCUACCUUUGUGAGUCCUUCUGGUUUUAUCUUUUGGCCCCCGCACAGUCAG